CGGAAUUUAGGACAAACCCUCCUUGAACAUCCAGCAGUCUGAACAGCAAGAUUAGAGUGAUCUGGUCAAAACAGCACGACGAUAUGAAGAAAACCAAUGGCCAGAUAGAGGAGAGAGGAUACUGGGGUAGUAAAACAGAGUUUAUUUUAGCUGUGGCAGGGAUUGUGAUUGGUCUGGGUAACGUGUGGAGAUUUCCCUACCUCUGCUACAAGAAUGGGGGAGGGGCGUUCCUGAUCCCCUACCUGGUGUUUGUGGUUACCUGUGGGGUGCCUCUGUUCCUGCUGGAGACGGCUAUGGGACAGUACACACAGGAAGGGGGCAUUACUUGUUGGCGUCGGCUUUGUCCUCUGGCUGAAGGUAUUGGUUAUGCAGGACAACUGAUUAUUUUGUACAGCUGCAUGUAUUACAUCAUCAUUCUGGCCUGGGCGCUUUUCUACCUCAUUUACUCUUUUAGCUCCCAACUGCCUUGGGCCAGUUGUGACAACACCUGGAACACAGAUGAUUGUGUGGAUCUUGCUGCAAACAAUCUUAGCCGGACAAUGCUGAUUAAUUCAACCUCUUCAGUUACUGAGUUCUGGAGAAACAGAGUGCUGGUUCUCUCUGAUGGGAUUGAGGAGAUCGGUCAGAUCAACUGGGAGAUUCUGCUGUGUCUUAUUGCAAUGUGGGUCAUAUGUUAUUUCUGCGUCUGGAAAGGAGUCAAAUCUACAGGAAAGGUGGUGUAUUUCACAGCUACAUUUCCUUAUGUGAUGCUGCUGGUGUUGCUGAUUCGUGGGUUAACUCUUCCUGGAGCUCUUCAGGGGGUUGUGUUUUACCUGUACCCUGAACCGGCCCGGCUCUUUGACCCACAGGUUUGGAUGGAAGCAGGAGCUCAGAUCUUUUUCUCCUACGCUUUGGGCACAGCCUCUCUUACUGUAUUAGGAAGCUACAAUAAAUAUAACAACAACUGCUACAGGGACAGCUUAUGGCUUUGCCUUCUGAACAGCGGUACUAGUGUGGUAGCAGGUUUUGCUGUGUUCUCAGUUUUGGGUUUCAUGGCUGAAAAGCAGGGUGUCCCCAUUGACGAGGUGGCAGAAUCAGGUCCAGGACUAGCUUUCAUAGCUUAUCCACAGGCAGUAGCUAUGAUGCCUUGUCCACAAUUGUGGGCUGCUUGUUUCUUCAUCAUGAUUAUUUUGCUGGGGCUUGAUACGCAGUUUGUUGCAAUGGAAGUUUUCAUGACAUCAGUGAUGGACCUCUACCCCUUGGUGCUGCGCAAAGCUGGACGUCGAGAAAUAUUCCUCCUGCUUUUCUGCAUUUUUUGUUUCUUCAGCCAAAUUGUCAUGGUUACAGAGGGGGGGAUGUAUAUAUUCCAGUUGUUUGACUAUUAUGCCUGCAGCGGAGCCUGUCUUCUUUUUCUCUGUGUGUUUGAGUCUCUGGCCAUGGGUUGGAUCUUUGGGGCUGAGAGGAUGUUUGACGUCAUUGAAGACAUGACCAGCUCUCGACCCAACUACAUAUUCAUGCUGUGCUGGAAAUACCUGACUCCUCUCGUGUCUUUGGUGUCUUUUGUAUGUUCCCUUGUGAAGUACAAGCCCCUCACUUUUAACCGCUGGUAUGUGUACCCAGACUGGGCGUAUGCACUAGGCUGGUUGCUGGCCCUGUCCUCCAUUCUCCUGGUGCCUGGAUGGGCACUUGGACAACUAAUUGUUGAGAAAGGAAGUUUAAAACAGCGUUGUCGUCACUUGUGCAGUCCUGACACAAACCUCCCUCUCAUCUAUAAGAAGCAACAAGCAGAAAUACAAGAAAAUACCACCAUCACAGAGAUGGAAAACUUAGUCAAGUCUACACAAACUAAUAUAAACAUAAGAGAUAGGGAAAAUAAAAUGUAAAACCUGUGUAUGUACUGAAAAACACUCUUUUCGUUAUACUUGAGGUGCUCACUCUUGCUGUAUAUUUUCAUUAGUCUUUAGUAGUUUUUGUAAUAUAAUCAGCUGUUCGGCUAUUGUAAUAUCAUCAUGUUAUUGUGCUUUCAUGUGUUUGUAUAUGUAUAUGUGUGUUUGUGUGUAUUUUUAUCUUUUUUUUUUAUUUUGAUUGCUUCCACUGUCCUCAUUUGUAAGUAUAUAUAUAUUAAUUAACAUGAAUGGUAGAAUAAUAAAUAUAGGCCUAUUGACACAGUUGAGAAAGUUCUUCCAUCAAUGUUUUUUUCAAAUGCCUAUAAAAAGUUAUUGUGUCACUUAAAGCUUAUUUACUCUGUAACCCAGUUGACAUGAAUGAGCUUACACUAAUCAUGUUUAAUUGUGUUUAAUUGCCCAACAAUAAAUUGAAGGAGUGAUGUUAA
Messenger RNA from Puntigrus tetrazona (Sumatra barb), 2311 nucleotides. Its product is annotated as sodium- and chloride-dependent GABA transporter 2-like. Gene Ontology annotation, cellular component: membrane. The record is from RefSeq and is a predicted model, not a curated record. Gene Ontology annotation, biological process: sodium ion transmembrane transport. The coding region runs from base 84 to 1862 and encodes 592 amino acids. The transcript is spliced from 14 exons. NCBI's taxonomy places the organism in Eukaryota, Metazoa, Chordata, Actinopteri, Cypriniformes, Cyprinidae.